GUUGCUGAAGUAAGAGUUUGGCUUUGGACGUGUUCGAGUCGAGAAGCAGCAGCGGCGUCGUGUCUACUACCAAGCGAUCGUGUGUUUCCCAUCAAGAGUGUUUAUUUAAAAUAACUUCACACCCUAUUUUAUAACUUUUUGUUUAUUAUCUAUUUGUUUAUAUUUAGUAACACAUUGCAUUCAUUUACAAUUGAAAAGUGAUAAUUCUUGGAAUAUACCAACAAAGAAAAAAAAAAUACCGAAAACUUUUCUAUGCUUCUCGUUUAUGUCAAUGCGCUUCACUAAUAAGUAGCUCUCUUUCACUCUUGUUGGCUUACCUGAUUUUUACCUGUAUAGUGUGUGUGUAUGGUGUAAUAAAUAAAUAAAAAUAAGAAGUGAAGGGAAAAAGAGAAGAAUGAAAUUAUCAUUUCAUCCAUACGUUGGCGUGUGUUUGUGUGUGUAGAGCAAUUCAGGUUUUGGAUUAUUCCGUCCGUCGUCGUUCCAUGAAAUGCAUUCGAAAGCAAAAAUGCCGUGUUGCCUCCUUGUCCCUGCCUGCUUUCACAACGACCAUCAUCUUCAUCUGCAACAAUACCACUAUCAAAUCCAGCAACAGCAGCAUCCUCAUCAACACUGUGGACUUAGCCUGCGCCUGUGACUCAUUUUACUUAAAUUUCAUUCGAAUCUAAAAAAUGAUUCUCUAUUGUGAACAAAUAAGCUAGAGGAUUUUAUAUAUUUUUUUUUAUUCUCUUUGUUUAAACUACCAUCGCUCUCUCGCUCCACUCGUAUAUAGACGGAUACGUGAAUAUAAUAAAAAACCGCAUUGUGGAACGCGACAUCGGGAACACUAUAGUUUACCUCUAUUAUCUACCUGUUUUUUUUUUUUUUUCUUUUCUUUUUUGAAAUAAAGGUAUAUACAACACACAUGAAUAUAAUACACAAAUAUAAGUGUAAAAUUAAGUGAAAAGAUAAAACAUAAAUAAAUUCACUAAAGUUGAAUUGAAACUUUGCAAAAGAAGCAAAAAUAUUAUACUACCUCUCUUUUUCCCCAGAUUAUUCAUUCUGUUUACCUAAAAAUUUUACAUAUCUUGCCCAAUUAAAGUGGAUGAUUUUUUUUGGAAAAAAUAAAAGUUUAAAUUAUUAAAUGAAAAGAAAAUGUCUUUUGGAGCAUUAAAUUUACUUUUAACAGUCGCGUGGUGUUGCGGGGUGAUAAUCGUCGGUGGCGGUGAAGUAGACAAUGGUUUAUUGUCAUCGUCGGUGUCGGUGGGGAGCACCACAAAAAUCGUCGGUUACAAAAACGACACUCGAACGACGACGACACAAAAACAACUCCAACUCGACCGAUGGAAACGUGAAUCAAAUUCAGUUUAUCAAAAUCCGCCUACAUUACGAAAUGGCGGCGAUAGCAUUUUCUUCGGAAAUGGUGGUGGCUCCUCGUCGUCGAGUGAGGAUUGGAAUUUAGUUGACAAUCGUAAGCCGGCAUUUAAAAACUGUCUCGAAUAUGCUCCAUCGGUUAAGGAGGAACAACCGGAAAAUACCUUUGUCAUUCAAGUACAGGCUGAGGAUCCGGAUCCUGGCCAAACAAUCAAAUACAGCUUAACUCAGUCGGCAAGUGAACGACCAAAAUUUCAUAUAAAUUCAAAUACGGGCGUUAUAGUAACGGCUCAUACAUUCGAUCGUGACGAACCGAUUCAUGAGAAGGCAGUUUAUGUGACGGUACAAGCGACAGAUGAUGGGCGACCGCCUUUGGAUGAUGUUUGUACAUUUAAGGUGACCAUUGAGGAUAUAAAUGAUAAUCCGCCGGUAUUUAAUAAGGCGAAAUAUGAUGAAUCAAUGUCGGAGGACUCACAACCCGAUGCUAUCGUAAUGAGAAUUUCUGCUACAGAUUUGGAUGAUGGUGACAACAGUAUUAUCGAAUAUGAAAUUUUGAGCGAACGUGACUUUCAGUAUUUUCGAAUCGACAAAGCUGCUGGAAUUAUUUAUCUAAAUCGAGCUAUAGACAAACGUCCUGGUCAGUAUUAUACCAUAACAGUUCGAGCAUAUAACAUCGUCCCAGAUCCACCUCAAGAUGCACAAAUUGAAGUGCGAAUCCGUGUAAUUGAAUCGAGUAAAAAACCACCAUCAUUCAUCAAUCCCAUCGAAACUACAAUUUACCUUAAAGAAGAUUUCAAAGAGUACUCCGAGCCGAUAGCCACACUGAAAGCUGUAUCAAAUGUACCUGAUAAACCCGAAGUUAUUUUUGAACUUAUCACUGGCCGUACAGAGCAAACCAAUAGCAAAAAUACGUUUGUUUUUAAUCAGAUUGGCAACACUGUUUCAAUAAGUUUGGGUAAAACUCUGGAUUUUGAAGCCAUCACUGAUUACACUCUCACAAUGUCUGUGCGAAACAUCUAUGACCUGGUAGCCGAACAUGUAAUAAAAAUAAAAAUUGAAGAUGUAAACGAUAACAUUCCUUACUUUACGGAAGUUAAAACAGGUACAAUUCUGGAAAAUGAGCCAGCCGGUACACCUGUGAUGCAAGUGAGGGCAUUCGAUAUGGACGGUACAGAGGCAAAUAAUAUUGUUUCCUUCGAGUUGGCUGACAAUAAAGAGUUCUUUGCCAUUGAUCCACAUACAGGUAAUAUAACAGCCCUAACAACAUUCGAUCGAGAGGAGCGGGACUUCUAUAACGUAAAAGUAAUUGCAAGUGAUAACUCGCCAUCGGCACUUUACAAGAAUGGCGAACCAAAUCGUGGUCAGCAAGUUUUUCGCAUUGAAAUUGCAGAUAAGAACGAUCACAAACCACACUUUCAAAGGCCCGAGUAUUUAGCAGAAAAACUUCCAGAAGAUGCCAACAUUAAUUUUAUUGUCAUCGAAGUUACAGCUGUCGAUGAAGAUAAUGCUUCACAGAUCGUUUACACAAUCGAAAGUGGAAAUGUUGGUGAAUCGUUUAAAAUCGAAGCAAAAACCGGCAAGAUUACCGUUAACAAUAGAUUAGAUUACGAGAAAAUCACUGAGUAUGUGUUAAAGAUUCGAGCAUUCGAUGGAAUUUAUGAUGAUUAUGCAACAGUAACUAUCAAAAUCGAAGAUGUCAAUGACAAUCCUCCAGAGUUUAAGGAAAAGUACAGCAAAACCAUCCAAGAAGAACAAGUUCCCGAUCACUGUAUCUUGGAAAUCGAAGCUUUCGAUCCAGAUAUUAAAGAUCCAUUGGCUGAUCAGAAAAUUAAGUAUUCAGUUACAAAGGAAGAACAGAAAAAGUUGCUAACUAUCGAUGAUAAAGGUUGUCUACGACUCAUCCAGCCGCUGGACAGAGAUCUACCCAAUGGUCACAAAAAUUGGCAAGUUUUAAUUUCAGCUAUUGACGACAAUGGAAAUGGUCUUAAAACAGCAACACCAGUUACGAUCACUCUGCAAGACAUCAAUGACAAUGCACCAUUUUUGACAAACAAAAUGCCUGUCAUAUGGCAAGAAAAUCGUAACCCAGGACAAGUUGUACAACUGCAAGCCAAUGAUUAUGAUGAACCACAAAAUGGACCGCCAUUUACAUACGGAAUCGAUCCCGACUCAUCGCCAGAUAUCAAAACCAAGUUCUCCAUUGACAACGACUAUUUGUUUGCGAAUGUCCAAUUCGAUCGAGAGGAACAAAAAGAGUAUUUCAUACCCAUUCGUAUUAGUGAUUCAGGAACUCCAAAACAAAGUAGCGUCAGUAUUCUUCAUUUGAUCAUAGGUGAUGUGAAUGAUAAUGCCAUGAAUGCAGGUUCUAGUAGCAUAUUCAUCUACAAUUACAUGGGAAAAGCUCCUGACACUGAAAUUGGUCGUGUAUUUGUCGAUGAUCCAGAUGACUGGGAUUUGGAUGAUAAAACUUUCGAAUGGAGAGAUAAGGCCGAAGAAGAAGAGAGACAUUUUUAUCUUAAUCCAAGCAGUGGAAUGAUAACAAUGAGAGAAGGCAUACCCAGUGGCCAUUACGAUCUUUACUUCAGAGUUACGGAAGAGUCUACUUUUAUUCCUAGACAUUCGGUAGAAGCUGAGGUUUCCAUUAUAGUCAAAGAAAUCCCAGAAGAAGCUGUUGAUAAAAGCGGUUCUAUUCGAUUUGUUAAUAUAACAAAAGAAGAAUUCAUAUCGGUUCCACGGUACGGAGGUCCAAAUGAAUUGAGCUUGAAAGAUCAAUUGCAGAAGAGUCUUGCCAAGCUGUUUAAUAUUUCUUUGGAGAAUGUAGAUGUAUUUACAGUCCUAGAACACGCCUCCCGAACCUUGGAUGUAAGGUUUUCAGCUCACGGUAGUCCCUACUAUGCACCUGAAAAGUUAAACGCCAUGGUUGCGCAACAUCAGCGUAAAAUUGAAAAUGAACUGGACCUGGAAAUGCUUAUGGUGAACAUAGAUGAGUGUCUCAUAGAAAAGUUCAAAUGCGAAGCAUCCUGUACGAACAUUCUGCACAAAUCCAAUGUGCCGUACAUGAUUUACUCAAAUAUGACGUCAUUUGUGGGAGUUAAUGCGUUUAUCGAAGCCGAAUGUGUGUGCGAGGAAAGAUUCAAGAGAUAUUGCUUGAACGGAGGAACGCUUAAUGAUGAUGAUAUCUGCCAAUGCGCAGAUGGUUUCAAUGGGCCGAACUGUGAACUUGUACUGAUUGGUUUCUAUGGCAGUGGUUAUGCGAUGUACGAGCCUGUGUCACCAUGUGAUAACACCAAAAUUUCCAUGGAAAUCUCGCCACAAACUGAUACCGGACUUAUUAUGUACGUGGGGCCAUUGAAUUAUAAUCCUCUUAUGCCGAUUUCGGACUUUCUUUCACUUGAGUUGGUCAAAGGAUACCCGGUGCUAAUUGUUGAUUAUGGUUCUGGAGCAAUCAGAAUCGAACACCGUCAUAUUCAGUUGCAGAGUGGAAGGACUUAUGCCCUGGACAUCGUAUUGCAGAGUACUAGCAUCGAAAUGACAGUUGACAACUGCAAAUUAUCAACUUGCAUGAGCUUGGGCGCUCCACAAGGUCCGAAUGAGUUCCUAAACGUGAAUGCUCCUCUUCAACUGGGUGGAACACCAAUCGAUCUAGAACGGUUAGGUAAGCAACUAAAUUGGACACACAUACCAAAAACAACUGGUUACUUCGGGUGCAUCCGCAAUCUGACAGUUGAUGGGCAUACAUACAACCUGGGAACCCCAUCGGUUUUCAAAAAUGUCGAUCCAGGAUGCCAGCCUAUCAUGGCAGGAGCUGUUUCAUUUGGCAUAGAUAGAAAUUUCAUCAUAGCGAUCUUGACGUGCAUUGCACUGAUGCUGAUAAUUCUGCUUGCCGUUGUUGUGCAGAAAAAACAGAAGAACGGAUGGCACGAAAAAGACAUUGACGAUAUCCGAGAAACAAUUAUCAACUACGAAGAUGAAGGGGGCGGCGAACGGGACACAGAUUAUGAUCUUAAUGUCCUCCGCUCUCAACCCUUCUAUGAAGACAAGAUCUACAAGGAUAAUAUGCAUCCUAUGCAAGAUAGCAACGAUAUCCCCGACAUUGGAGGCUUUUUAGGGGAUAAAAAAGAAAACUGUGACAAAGAUUCGGGCGCGUAUCCCGUCGACGAUGUGCGACAUUACGCGUACGAGGGUGAUGGCAACAGUGACGGUAGCUUAUCUAGUUUAGCGUCGUGCACAGACGACGGCGAUCUCAAUUUCGACUAUUUGUCGAAUUUCGGGCCGCGGUUCAGAAAAUUAGCGGACAUGUACGGCGAAGAGCCCUCCGACACAGACUCGAAUGUGGACGACGACCAGGGCUGGCGGAUAUAGUUAAAAUAGUUUUUUGAAUAAUAAUAAUUUCAUUAAGGA
Molecule: messenger RNA, 5751 nt
Organism: Episyrphus balteatus (marmalade hoverfly)
Lineage: Eukaryota; Metazoa; Arthropoda; Insecta; Diptera; Syrphidae
Gene: shg
Product: DE-cadherin
Exons: 2
Coding region: 1132-5712 (1526 amino acids)
Biological process (GO): multicellular organism development; cell morphogenesis; adherens junction organization
Cellular component (GO): plasma membrane; adherens junction; catenin complex
Molecular function (GO): calcium ion binding; cadherin binding
Source: RefSeq, a predicted model, not a curated record